AGAAUCCCCAUGUUCCUUAUAUGUUCUUCCUCCCCCUCCCCCACACAUUUUCACAUACAGAGAGAAAGAUAGAGAGGGUGAAGCGUGAACCAGAGAAGUCUCCAUUGCUUGCACAACAACUCGCCUUUGCCAAUAUAUUAUCUGAAGUAGAAAACUUUGCUAAGUAUCAUCACAGAAAUGGGUGAAGAAAACAAGGAACAGAAAAAGAAAGAGGAAAGCAAAGAAGAAAAGGCAGAAGAGAAGAAGGAAGAAGAACCACAAGAGAUUGUACUCAAGGUUGAUAUGCAUUGUGAGGCCUGUGCUAGGAAAGUGGCAAGAGCCUUGAAAGGAUUUGAAGGAGUGGAGGAUGUCACCACAGAUAGCAAGGCCAGCAAAGUGGUGGUGAAAGGAAAGGCAGCAGACCCCAUAAAGGUGUGUGAAAGGCUACAAAAGAAAAGUGGCAGAAAGGUAGAGAUAAUUUCUCCUUUGCCAAAACCAGCAGAAGAGAACAAAGAAGAAAACAAAGAACCAAAGGAAGAGAAAAAAGAAGAGCCUCCUGCUGUUGUAACAGUCGUUCUGAAAGUCCGAAUGCAUUGCGAGGCAUGCGCUCAAGUUUUACAGAAGCGAAUCCGAAAGAUACAAGGCGUUGAUUCAGUGGAAACUGACCUAGCCAAUGAGCAAGUAGUAGUAAAAGGAGUUGUCGAGCCAACGAUGCUGGUUGACUAUGUGUACAAGAGAACAAAGAAGCAAGCCUCGAUAGUGAAAGAUGAAGAAAAGAAAGAAGAAGAAAAAAAGGAAGAUAAAGAGGGAGAAAAGAAAGAAGAGGAGGAAGGCAAGGGAGAGGACGACAAGAAGAGUGACAUCAAGAAAAGUGAAUAUUGGCCAUCCAAGUACUCCUCGGAGUAUACAUACCCACCACAGAUUUUCAGCGAUGAAAACCCCAAUGCCUGUUCGGUUAUGUGAAAACCCCAUGCAGUAGUAGUAGUACUACUUGUAGUUACCCCAGCUGCCUUAUGCGAUAGUCUUCUCUAUGCAUGUGCUUUGAAGGAUACGAUAAUAAGCCUCAUGCAGAACGGAAAACCAAUGGCUCUCGCCAUAUAAAUUGUGUCCCGUGUCUUUCAAGUAUGUACCUAUGUAUCUGGACAGUAAUCAGGAGCUAUGUCUUUGGCCUAAGUUUUUGUAUCAACUAAUUUAGCAGAGAAA
This is a messenger RNA of Carya illinoinensis, 1182 nucleotides long. RefSeq names its product heavy metal-associated isoprenylated plant protein 7-like. Gene Ontology annotation, molecular function: metal ion binding. The transcript is spliced from 5 exons. The record is from RefSeq and is a predicted model, not a curated record. NCBI's taxonomy places the organism in Eukaryota, Viridiplantae, Streptophyta, Magnoliopsida, Fagales, Juglandaceae. Bases 178 to 942 code for a protein of 254 amino acids.